This is a messenger RNA of Peronospora belbahrii, 528 nucleotides long. NCBI's taxonomy places the organism in Eukaryota, Oomycota, Peronosporomycetes, Peronosporales, Peronosporaceae. The record is from the annotation of a GenBank genome assembly.
AUGAAGGAUAGAAUGCCUGCUGUGCGGCUCAACGGCAACGACAGUGACAGUGAUGAAGCGCCUGAAUUUGUGACCAAUCAUAUUGCUACCGAGAAUGCUCGAAUGCAACGUCGUCAGGAGGACGAAGCGUAUGCUCAGGCCAAGGCGACCAAGAGGAAGAGGAAAUUGAAGCAGUUGACAGAGACACCGGAAUUGCCGGAUGACGUAUUGGUAGCUGUUGCUGCACGGAAAGAACAAGAAGAAGCUGCAGAAGAACAAGAGACAGCAAUGCAAUUGCGUAUCAAGAAAAGACGUGCACUGAAAGAAGUGAAAGUAGCCCAUUUAAUGGAGAAAAAGAUACACACGAGACAAUUUGGCAACAUUCAAGUGCAGACACUUGAGGCAUUGGAGAAGAUGCAGACUAGGACAUUACCAGCUAGUGCCAAAGAAUUUUUGAAUCUUCGGACGGCACCUAGUCGGGCGAGAAUGAAUGUUAUGGAAGGACACCCAUCUCAGUUUACGAAGAAGCAAAAGCACCGUAAGGGAUAA